AUGGCGUUUGACGUGAACCGUACGUUUCAACAGAACGUGCGGCCGCGCCUGCCGUUGCCUACGGGCAACACGUGGACAGUCCUUGUCACGCGUGCGGGGAUUUCAAUGCCACCACAUGGGCGCCAGAAGUGGACGUCGCUCGCGCAGCAAUUUCUGGUGGGUUGUGUUGAGUCAGAAAGCGGCGAAGGCCCGGUUAAAAAAAUCUUGUCCAUUGGUAGGGAUUUGAACGACACCACCCGAGACGGAAAGCUCAACGGCCUACAAGGGUUUGCCGAGCUCGUCAUCCAACUGACGAAGCGUUUCACGAGUUUUCAGGUGUUAGCAAGUCAGGUUUACAGCUAUACUACACAACAACCCGCAUCCGAAUCGCAUCAGCCAACCACGAGAUCUACUUGUCUGAAAACGGCCCCUCCGUGGGGGGGCUGCAGUGCCCACACCAGCAGACCUCCCAAAAAAAAAAAAUCGAGGUCCGCGCCGUUCGGCAGCAGGAGGCGCGCUGCGCGAAAGCUGAACCAACACAAAACGAAGUUUGAAGAGAGGACGGGGCAGUGUAUGGUUGCCACGUCAGCAGAAGAUAAUACGCGGCGCGCUAUCGAACGCGGCAGCCUCACCGUCGUAGAGAGAACGCUGGAGGAAACGAAGGAGGAGUUGGUCAACAAUAAGAAAAUUGUGUAAGAGAGCCAGGCUCAACCUCGCCGCCGCCGACGCUGCUGCUGCUGCUGUUUUUUUCAGCAGCAGCAGCGGCGGCGGCAGGUGUCUGCGUGGCUUCACCGCCCGGCUGCUGCUCGGGUGUGUCAUGAGGCAUGUGUUCUAGAGUGGGACCGCGCAAUGGUGUUGUGCUGUGCCACAUAGUAGGGCGCAAAGCACACGGGCGAGCCGCGCCCUCGCGCGUGUGCGUCAGAGGGUCUUUCGGGAGGUUCCGACGGUUUCGUGCAAUUUCAUUGGUUGGUCGAUUU
Messenger RNA from Ectocarpus sp. CCAP 1310/34, 956 nucleotides. The record is from the annotation of a GenBank genome assembly. Lineage: Eukaryota; Phaeophyceae; Ectocarpales; Ectocarpaceae.